AUGUUCACCUUACUAGAGAUAGCUUUCAGUGUGGGAGUGCUUGUCACCCUAGUUACAGCACUCUCAUUAUGUGUGUGUGGCUGCAAAAAUUCCAAUCAGAAAAGUGAGUUGGUGGGCACUGCCGGUGUAGUCAAAAUACGUUUCGAUGUGGAAGUACCAUCCCCAACGCCCACCACUCCAGCCUCUAUCAAGCGAGCAUCGACGCAGAACAGCCAACGAAGUUUGCCAGAAAUACCUCAUCCUGUUGGAAGACACGACAGUGGCGACACUGCAUCUGAAAUCUAUGCUACUGUAAACCUGAAUGAAGGGAACAAAACUGUCGCAACGGCAUCUACGAGUCGCGACCAUCCCUAUGAACGGGCUUAUUCUAAACUGCAAAACGAUUCUCGUAAUGUUACUGUUGAAGUGACACCGGCUGAUCAAAGAUCAACAGAGAGUGAAAUUCAAAUCGAAGAACGCGAAGCGGCGUCCUCUGGGCCUGAGUCAGUUGUGAUAUCGGCUUCGGUUGCAAUCAGCGGGCAGCUGCCGUCAAGUCAGGAGUUGCCAUACAUUACACCGCCUUCACCCCGACCUCAUGCUGACACCGCUGCUCACUUUAGUGGUGACUCUACGGACUCAGCCAAGGGCUACACCAGCAUAUCAGUACGGGAGCCGUUAAGCAAUAUCCGCGCUCAAACCACAAAACCACCCUCGCAGCCGCACUACGCCACUGUAUCUGACGACUCCGACGAAAUGUACGCAGCGAUCGAGGAAGCGAGCGUAGGCGAAGGAUCUGAUACUUACGCCCAAAUCGCACCAGAACCUCGUCGACGAGACCACAGUGAAGUGAGAACAGACGCCAGAAGAAGCGCCCCUCCUGAAAUCGGCGUUUCUACAUCAAACACUAGUCAUUCCAGACAAGAUGAUGAAUAUCCAUGUGCAGCGUCUUCAUCGUCUUGUUCUAAUUCAACGGGUGCCCUCGGUUCACCGAAGCCCGAGAAGAGGCAAGCCAACUCGCCUCUACCGCCGCCACCCCAUCCCACUCGCACACAACCUGAAAAUAUUCAGCAAAGACACCAACGGAUGUCCAGCACAGGCGACCUCUUCAGUCACGAUAAAUUACGACGCAGUCUCAACGAAAAACAUCAACGUAACAACAGUUGCGUCAGUUCAUCGGAUUUCUACGGUUGUAACUACCCAGUAGAAAAGCACAGGUUCAGUUCCGGCGAACUCAUUCGGCCUCUGGUCGCUAAAGAAUUAAAUUUUGACAUCGAUCAAAGAGAAACGGUCGCUGACAAUUUGUACAAUUCCAUCGACGGCCCUGGAUACAGCGACUAUUCCUCCGCCGAUGCAAACGUCAGCAUGAACUCUGAACAACGAAUAACAGAAAGCCCAUCGCGCAACGUAGAAGAAAUGUACGCGAAAGUAAUGAAGAAAACAAAAGGCAAAGCGGAUGAAUGCGUCCGCAGAUCAAAAGACUUCACAAACGUUGAUAAGGAACCGAACACGUCUAAAUUCCGCGGCGACGACCCCGGCUACGAGACGAUAGAUCGGAAAAAAUCAAUGAAUCACGGGUACGAAACUAUCAAUCACAAAGAAAGGAAGACUUCUCAAAACCAAGAUCCGGGGUAUGAGACUGUCAAGGAUAUCAAUAAAUGUGGCGCAAACACCAACUUUUCAAACAAUAACUUGUUAAAACUGAACCAUAUUAACAUGGACAGCGGUCCAAACAGUAUAAUAAGCAGUGACGCUGGAUACGAACAUAUUUCAAAGACUGACAAUAACGCUUCCGAUUCGGAUCCGAACUAUGAAGUGUUGAGGAAUCAACCGCCGACUCCACCUUAUGCUACGAUAGCUCCCAACUACAAAGUUCAACCUACAUACUCUACUGUUAACAAGAGACCGAACAAAUAUAACAAUUGGCCUGCGAACAACAACGAUGAGACUACAGUGGAACCGAAUUACGAGUCUAUGCCACACGAUCCUUUAUAUACAACGGGCAGUGAAUCGGAUCCGAAUUAUGAGUCUGUGCGGCCGAAAGACCCUAAUUAUGAAAGUGUGAAUACGCAAGAUCCGAACUACGAGUCGUUAAGGUGUAAAGACCCAAAAUACGAGUCGGUUCGGUCGAAAGAUUCGAGGUACGACUCUGUGAGGUCGAAAAAGGACCCUAAUUACGAGAGUGUUAAGUACUUUGAACUGUCGAAAAAGGAACCGCCUUAUGAAAAGGUUAAUAAUGAAAAGAGUAUAACGGAUGGUAUUGAAAGAUCCGAUUCGAAUGCUGGCUACGAGAAAAUCAAUGUAGCAGGGAAUAGAGAACCAAAAAACAGUAUUAGCAACGGUGCUGACGCCACAGUUAGUGAUUACUUUCAAGUAUGA
Messenger RNA from Diatraea saccharalis (sugarcane borer), 2355 nucleotides. The record is from the annotation of a GenBank genome assembly. NCBI's taxonomy places the organism in Eukaryota, Metazoa, Arthropoda, Insecta, Lepidoptera, Crambidae.